This is a messenger RNA of Aspergillus calidoustus, 3213 nucleotides long. Lineage: Eukaryota; Fungi; Ascomycota; Eurotiomycetes; Eurotiales; Aspergillaceae. The record is from the annotation of a GenBank genome assembly.
AUCGGCCAAACUCGGUUCCGGGCGUCCAGAGCUUCAACAGCAGAACGGCCGGUGUCCAUCCCAUUGUUGCCGCAACUUCCCUCUCGCCGGUCCCUCAUUCCAUCCCCCGUUCGCGCCCUAAUUCACCUGGAGGGCUCCGAAUUAAUACUCACUGGAGAUCAGUUUGCUCCAACCCCUCGUCCGAUUAGCGAAGUCGUUUUACGUCUUUCAUGCGUCUCGUGAGCAAGCAAUCAUAGUGGUUGCGCAUUCGUUUAAGCGCACUUUCACUGCUCCCUUCUCGACUUAUCUAUCCUAAAAUAUUGCGCAACGUAGACAGAUUCCGUCCCAACCCCGGUCUCCAGUUUGGCUUUGAACUCGCCCGAUCCGCCCUUUAGCUGGUCCUACUGUUUGUUACAGAGCCGCCAUGGCUCAAUCGGGAGACCAGGUCGUCGACCAGAUUGCGCAGCUGAAUGCUGCGCGUAAUCUCGUCCUCGGAGACGCCGCAUUCUACCCCCAAAUCGUGAACGGAGUCCUCCCAAUCAUCGGUGCGCACGCGCGAGUGGAAUUACGACGAUGGGGCACCGAAUUCCUGGCGGAGACCUUCGCCAGCCCUGCGUUUGCUACGGCCCAGAAGGAACAGUUGGCUACAAAUGUUUUACACACAGUACGGAGUAUCUUGGAGUUACCGGAACGGGAUCAAUUGGUCUUGAAGAAUAUAGUCCAAACCGCUGCCAGUUUGUAUCCGCUGGUCUUUAGGUAUAUUAUCAAUCAUCCAGAAGACAAGCAAUCCUGGGAGCAUAUCGAAGCCAUUAAACAGAAUAUUCUGCGGCGAUGGGAUUCCUUCUCGUAUCCCGUCAAGCUGUGCUGUAUCAAAUUUGCACAGCGAGUUGUUCUAGUGCAGACCCAUGGCUUGAUCGCCGAUCCUAGGCGGCCUGAGCAUAAUGAGACUUCAUUGGCCAUAGUUCCCCGAAAUCACUCUAUACUCUCUCUCCCAAGUCUAGAAGCAGAAUCAUCCGGUCUACUGGAUAGAAUCCUAUCCAUCUUUCAAGAGGACGCAAGUGACCCAAUCCUCGUGAAUGCAACGUUGAACUGCCUUGCUACCCUCAUCCGAAGCCGCCAGUCUAUUUCGAACAAAAUUAUCAGUGCUAUUCUCAACUUCCUUCCUGCACGGCAUGCGCGUUCGCCAGUGACACCCGCCGUACGGGUUGGCGUCAAGUCGAUGGAACGAACUACUCGAGCAUUAUUAAUAAACAUCAUGAAGCGGAAUCCAAGCCACCCCCUCGUAUCUAAGAUGCAGCAGCAUAUUGAACGGCUGAUGCAAUCUCGAAUUGAACAUGUUGAUGAGACAUCACGGAAACGCGGACUACCAACUGAACCAACUGAUGGCCUUGAUGCUGCCAAGCGCGCGAGGCUCGAUGCUGAAACCCCUCCAGUGAUCAAAGUGCCGCCGCUUCCCGCAGGCCGCAUAAGCUAUGCACAGCUCUUUACCCUAACAGAGGACACCGGUCUCUCUUCUUUCGAUGUGAAGCAGCUCCCUGCUGACCUCUUGGUCAAGAUUGUUGUUCCUCUACUAGCGCGCGUUGACCAGUCUUCAUUAAACCAAGUUGUUGAUGCCGUACGGACGCGGUACCAAACAGUUCAAAAGCAACAAAUGGCGCAGCGCCAGCCAGCAGCCGUAGAAGAGGAUGAUGACUAUGAGCCUGAAUACCAACCUAUGGACAUCACAUCUGCGGCGUCAGAUCAAGCGGGUGCGGCAUCGGCUGAUAUACCGGGCGAGCAGCCAGAUCUUGUGUCGUUGGGGCCAUUUGUCUUACCACGACCCCCACCGCUCAGCGAAGACCAAGCUGCAGAUGCUGGGCGAGGUGCUGUAGCGAGAGUUUUCGGAAUGUUAGGCUCCACAGCAGUGACUCCGAACCCAGUCAAAGGCCAAGGACAACAGCUCGGUUUCUCUAGGCUAGCUGGUAGUACGUUUGACCGUGACGCCUGGGUAACAUUACUUACCCGUCUUGCGACUCGAGCUCCGUCUGGACUAGAGACCGGUCCGAAGCCGGAAGCAGACCGGAGGAGGCCCCGAAUCUCAGACUCUAUACGGGAAACGCUCUACCGCUACAUACUAGAAGACUUUAGAGGUCGAGUCAAUGUCGGCAUCAUGUGGCUGAACGAGGAGUGGUACAAUGACCGAAUCCAGAUGAAGGUCGCCGCGUCCAACCGCACAGAUGAAGACGAGGAAGUUUCGGUGACCCUGAAUUACGAUCCCUGGGUCUUACGGCUGCUGGACGGAUUCUUGCCUUAUCUUGAUUCCCGGGAUAUAAAAAUCUUCAUCCGAUUUUUGAGCGAGAUCCCGGAAGUCACUAUCCCAAUCGCGAAGCGCAUUGCCAGCUUAGCAAAGGAUCCUGAGCGCGUGAACCUCUGUGUUCAGUCCUUCAUGUAUCUGAUAAUGUUCCGCCCCCCAGCGCGAGAGAUAUGCCUGGACGCCUUGGAGGAAGUAUAUCAGAACUAUGAAGAAUCGCGCCCCUCCGCUGGCAAAGUCCUAACUCGAUGGCGCCCACAAAGAAUCGAACAACUCCAAGCCGAACAAACCACACUUGUAAACCGCACCGUCGAGCCUCAACACCCACCCAGCGCAACGUUCGCAAACGGAGUCCGAGACCCAAGAACCGCACACCUUACCAACUCCCAAUCAUCCUCCGAUACCACCGUCUCAUGAUCAAUUGAGUACAUUACCCUCAUCCACAUCUUGAUCUGAGCUCUGAGCGUUCUUCAAAUCCUGAUACUUAUAUCCCAUUCAAAUCUUCUUUCUUUCUCUCGGCUGAGAAUCGUGAAUAUUUCGGGUUGGCGUUCUGGAUUUGUGUAAAUUUGUGUGGCGAGACAGCAGCCAGGAACUGCUCUGGUCGAGGACAGUUCCUUUUUUAUUGUAAAGGUUAGGAUGUGAAGAUGUAUUAUAUCAAGAUGAGUUGAAACAGUGCCAAACAAAUAUGGAAUGUAUAACGCAAUCCUUCAGGUUGGCUUGUGGUUAUAAUACCAGAUACAACCAUGGGUUGGAUCUGUGGUCCGAAAGUCAAAUUUAAAAUUUACUCCUGUAUGUAAACAAAGCUUAUCUCGAGUUGAGAGAGAAAUUAUGGGGCUGAAUGAGCCCUGUUAUAUAUUUGAGUAGCGUCUUUAACGUAGGGAGACCUAAAUAGUUCCCUUGCUAAACCUGAAUACCCCUUCUAUAUGUAUAUAUAUAUAUAUAUA